Molecule: messenger RNA, 1869 nt
Organism: Lachancea fermentati
Lineage: Eukaryota; Fungi; Ascomycota; Saccharomycetes; Saccharomycetales; Saccharomycetaceae
Source: the annotation of a GenBank genome assembly
AUGCCUGAUUCACCCGUGGUACUUUCUCAGUAUGAUCCCAAGGGCAAAUAUCUGGCCUAUGUGAGUGUUGCUUUGGAUAAGCACCGGAUUGCUGUGGAGCCAACGUCAUCCUCGAAAGCGGCGGCCGCGACGAAUGACAAUUUCUUGUACUUGGACGACUCGCAACUUCGAGUAACUACAUUGCAAUGGCUCUAUCUUGCAUCUGAAGAAUCACAAGUGGUUGCUCUGGGGCUCAGUAAUGGUGAAAUUUGGCUGUAUGCUCCUGCUGCAAAUCAAGUCGUGUAUAAGUUGCGCACUGGGAGUUCACAUGCAAUUCGGGAUUUUCAAAGUGCCGGAAAGACGGCGUGGUGUUGUGACCAAAGUGACACCUUAUACCAAUUUAGCAUGCUAGACUUCUCGAUUGUGACAAAAUUCAAACUUGAAUCGUGUGUGAACCUUCAUAAACUCUGCAUUGUGGGCGAGAAUCGGCUCCUGGUUGCGUCCCAUUCGAUCUCCCUUCUAGAUCUAUCUGAGAAGGAAGUGAUAAGGACAUUUCCCGGUCACGUAUCUCCUGUUUCCACUUUGGAAAUGCUGACAUCCAAUUACUUUGUCAGUGGUGCAGUUAAUGAUAGAUUCUUGAACGUCUACGACAUAGAAACGGGCACGACAAAAUCCGUGUUGGUAUCACAAUCAAAUAUACUGCACGUAUCUCAUUACAAAGAACAAGCUGUAGUGGUUUCUACGGAAGACGGCACUUUUGAGAUUUUCCCCGAUGCAUUGGUCAACACCAGCAACAAGAGACGGAACGUUCUGUCGAAACAAGCGGCUCAUCUUGUAAAAGUUGUGAGACCUAAAUCCGAAGAGAGUGUUCCAGUAUUGAACGUUUUCAUCAAUGCAACAACUGUCAAUUAUGCUUGGCUGGAAAACGCAGUCAUACCUUACUUUGACCAGCUCCAGUGGCAAACGUUGCCUCCUACACAGGUAAUUGAAAAAGCCCGUCCGAUAGCCUCAUCUAAGUCUGCACAUCGCUCACUGUAUGGCGAGGAUAUAGCAGCCUCCAAAUCCUAUGUCGAAGGAAACGCCACGGUGACGUCCGGUGAUAACUUUAAAUACGUCCAUCAGGCAAUUGCAGAAGUCGAGAGAAAUGAAGAAGAUGCUGAAGAAUCUCUCGCUGAUAAGCUGGCUUCCACUGACAUAACUACUAAACUAGCAGAAUCAAGACGAGCAAAGAAGCGCUCUACAACGGGUACUCUGACGGUUGUAUUGACACAAGCCUUACAAUCCAAUGAUCACUCUCUUUUGGAAACUGUUCUCAACAAUCGUGACGAACGUGUAAUUAAAGGCACAAUCAGUAGACUCCAACCUCCACUGGCGGUUAUUCUACUCGAAAGGCUCGCGGAACGCAUCGCUAGACAGACAAAUCGCCAAGGCCCACUGAACGUGUGGGUCAAAUGGUGCCUGAUUAUCCACGGUGGUUACUUAGCUGGAAUGCCAAACCUGAUUGCAAGUCUAUCGUCACUACACUCCACUCUCAAAAUGCGUUGUGAUCUACUGCCUCGGCUGCUAGUGCUGGAGAGCAAACUAGACCACACGCUUAAUAGACUCGAUUGUUUACGCACCAUUGACUCCUCCAUGCAGGAAUCGCUAAUGGGUCUUGAUCCUGCAGAAGCUGAGGAACUGGAAGAGGAAGUCGAAUACAUCGAGGAGUUGGACGACGCAGGUCUUAUUGACGACGGCGAGCUAGAUUACGACGAUAGUGAUGAGAGCGAAGGUAGUGAUGAGGAGUCAGAAGCCAAAUUGGCCAAUGGCUACUCGGAAGAAAAUUUCGAUGACGAUCCCGAAAUGAGAGUCGAGGUUGAAGAAGGGUACAGUGACGUUGAAGUAGAGUGA